CCAUCCCUGAAUGUGCAGCUUUGCUCUGCCCAGAAAAUUCCAGAUGUUCACCUUCCAGUGAGGAUGAAACCAAACUCGAGUGCAAAUGCCUCUCAAAUUACAAAGGCGAUGGCCAGAACUGCGAGCCCAUCAAUCCAUGUUUACAAAACAUCUGCCACCCUCACGCUCAUUGCACGUACCUGGGACCAAACCAGCACAGUUGUACAUGCCAAGAAGGCUACAGCGGGGAUGGCCAAGUGUGCUUGCCAGUAGACCCCUGCCAAACUAACUUUGGAAACUGCCCUGCACAGUCUACGGUGUGCAAAUAUGAUGGGCCUGGACAGUCUCACUGCGAGUGUAAGGAACAUUACCGGAAUUUUGUACCUGGAGUGGGGUGCAGUGUAACCAACAUCUGUGAAUCAAACAACCCAUGUCAUAGAAAUGCCAACUGUACAACCAUCGCACCAGGCCAAACAGA
Messenger RNA from Castor canadensis (American beaver), 457 nucleotides. NCBI's taxonomy places the organism in Eukaryota, Metazoa, Chordata, Mammalia, Rodentia, Castoridae. The record is from RefSeq and is a predicted model, not a curated record.